Molecule: messenger RNA, 3052 nt
Organism: Argiope bruennichi
Lineage: Eukaryota; Metazoa; Arthropoda; Arachnida; Araneae; Araneidae
Product: adenomatous polyposis coli protein-like
Exons: 8
Coding region: 372-2882 (836 amino acids)
Biological process (GO): negative regulation of microtubule depolymerization; negative regulation of canonical Wnt signaling pathway; cell fate specification
Cellular component (GO): cytoplasmic microtubule; catenin complex; beta-catenin destruction complex
Molecular function (GO): microtubule binding; beta-catenin binding; gamma-catenin binding
Source: RefSeq, a predicted model, not a curated record
CCCUUUUGAAGUUCUAAUGGGGGUUCAAGCGUCCUCCGGUUAACGAGUUUCGUUAUGUUUUGCUUUGCUUUAACUAACUUGCAUUGAAAAUUGCCGUGUCUAAAAUUACAUUUUUAUUAAAGCUUUUAGUAUUUAUUUGUAAUUGGAAUUAAAUUUAUUUAUUAGGAAAGUACCUGUUUCCGUAAAAUAUGAAUACGCGAAUGAUAAUACAUUUAGAGAUUUUAGUAUAAAAUUUCAAUUCAGUCGGUAGAUUUUUAAUAGAAUAGAUUGUAAAUGCGAUUCUUCCCAAAGUUUCGUGUCAAAAAUAUUUAACACUUAUUAUUUUUUCCUUAUUAUAUUGUUUCCUAAACUGAAUAUAGCUAUUUAAAAUAAUGUUAGGAUAUAAGGCUAAUCAGUCUGUGAAGCCUUCAUAUGAUCACUAUCAUGAUACAGAUGUUGACAACACUGGUGAUCAGCUCGUGGAUUUCAGUAAAAGAUAUCCUGAAAAUGAUCCUGAAGAAAUCUGUCGUCCAUCGUCGGUGAAAAAUCCUCAACUUUCUCUAACAUCAAUGAAUUCUGAAGAGAACAAACAGCCAGAUGAUGAGGUAAAAGUUUACUGCAUUGAAGGUACGCCUAUAAUGGCAUCUUCUGCAUCAUCAUAUUGUGAUCUCAGAGAAGUUGGCAUUAUUGAACAAAGCACAGAAGCUGUGAUAUCAGAAGAACGAACAGCUAAAGAGCAUUGUUUUUCUUCACCAUAUAAUUUUUCCAUUGAUACUCCAGAGAGUACAAAAAACUGCAUCAAUUCCAAUUUGGUUGUUGAUGAAAUUCAUACAUUUGAUCAAGCAAAAAAACAAGAAUCAAAUAAAGAAGAAGAAUGUGUAAAUCAAGAAACAGAAGCAGCAAUUACAAAAUCGUCAUCACCUCUGAUGUUUUCAAGAUCCAGUUCUGUUGGUUCAUUGAAUAGUUUUGAGCAACACUCAAUUGUUGAUGAUAGAAGCUCUGUUAGUGCAUUUAGCAAUUUAGCCAGUGGUAUGAUCUCACCAAGUGAAAUUCCUGAUUCUCCCUUUGAGGUUGCAUCGCCUUUCAUAUCAAAGAGCAAGAACAAUGAAUUCCUCUUUCCUAGCAAUGAAAAGCCUAUGGAUCCUGUUUUAGUUGAUCAAACUAUUCCUAAUGGAGAUUUCCCUGAUGAAGCUUUUGGAGAUUGUUCAGAAGAUGAUGUCAAAAUUUACGAUGAUGAAGGAGAUUGCCUUUCAGUUUCAAAUCUCAGUGCUUUAAGUAUUCAGGCCAAUUCUACUCAUGUAUCCAUUUCUGUUAUUCAAAAUAAAAAUACACUUGUUAAUUUAACUCAGAAAUCAUCUGUAACUGUAAACUGCUCUGUUAUUGAUGGAGAAGCUGAUUUUAUAGAAAAAUGUCAAAAUUUAAAGAUUAUCGAUGAGCCAUAUGAUCUGGAACAAAAUUGCAUUAAUACAAUAUCUAGUCUCCCUUCAGAUGUCAAUGAUAAUCAAAGUGAAAAGACCAAAACUGUUAUUGAAAUCAAAUAUGAGGAUAAAGGAACUUCAACUUCAGAAGAUUUUCAUUUUCAUGGUGACAUUUAUGAACAUUCACCUCCAUUCAAGGAUAUCAAAGCAUCUACUCCAUUGAAGAAUGUGACGAAAGAUGUCAAAAAUCUCAUCUCCCUGAAGACUUAUAGGCCACAAUAUGAAUUGCAGGAAUCUUUGGAUUAUUCAAAAGAUUACAGUGAUGAUGAAUCUGAAGCUCUUCUUCAAGAAUGUAUUUUAAGUGGAAUGCCUAGCAAAGAUAAUGUUGUGGUGAAUGCUUCCAAACAGUCAUUAAAUAAUUCUUUCCAAACAAGUGAAUCUUCAUUAAAGGAAUCUUUUGAUGUGCCAAACUGUUCAUUUUCUGACAACGAUGUUUGUGAUGAAGAUGAUAACAGUGAUGAUGAUGAGGAAAUUUUAAAAAAAUGUGUUUUAUUAGGAAUGCCCCAAAAGUCUAAUAAUAUGCAAAUUCAAACAGAAAAAAGUUCAGCACCUGAGCCAAUGUCUAACAGUCAAAAUCAUCAGUUGAAAUUAUUUGAUGAUAUGUAUCAGUCCACAGUGCUUCCCCAAGAAGAGAAAAUAAACCAGGAAUCAGGUGAAAAGAAUUUGAACUUAGUUGUAAAAGAAUCUAUUUCUAAUCAAAAGAGCUUUGCAAAAGAAGAAGAGUUUUCAACUUAUAACCUGAUUUCCCAAUCUAAAGAUCAGCUGGAUGAUAUCAAAAAAGAUCUUGCUAAAUCAGAUGAUGACUCAGAUAAUGAUGAAAGUGAUCUUCUUGUUCAAGAACUUAUACAAUUAGGUAUGCCAAAAAGUGAAUUAAGUCCAAAAGAAACGAAACUGCCUGUAAUUUUUCCACCCAAUAAAAACUUGGGGUGCCGAGAUAAUUGCCCUGAUGGUGUAUCAGAUGGCGAAGAUGAGGAUGAUGAUAUGCUUAAUGAAAUUAUCAAUGCUGGCAAGCCGAAUUCCAGUUCUGAGACAAAUAAAUCAUCCUAUCCAGAAUCUAAACCCUGUUUGAAAUCUCAAAAUCAGAAGAAAUUAACAGCUGCUGAAGAUAGGGCAUUGUACCUGAACAAAUAUUAUUAUGGAAAUAUCAUAUCAAAGGACAUUGUUCGAACAGCAUCUGCAAAUGCCUUUAUUGGCAUUGAUGAUUCCACAUACGUUUAUAGGACAGAGGAUACUCCAAUCUUAUCCCCAUCUGCAUCUCUCAGUGAUCUAAGUACUCUGUCUUUUACAGAAGAUAAGGUUUGUCAAGAGAGCUUUUUAAACAAUUCACGGAAUUCAGAAGACUGUAGUUCAGAAUCAGAAGAUGAUGAGCUUUUACGUCAGUGUAUUCGCCAAGGGAUGCCAGGAGCUAGAAGAGUUGCUGCUUAAUUAAUGCAAAUGAUACUUUUUUCUGUGAUACUUUUUACUUAGAAAAAAAUAAAAACUUUACUGGGAAAUUAAAAACUUAAAAAAAAAUAAUCAAUUAGUAUGUAUUUGCAUUCAGUUUUUGCUGAAGCCAUUUCUAUUGCUAUAAAUAAAGAAAUUAAUUCAUUUUAUAA